This is a messenger RNA of Clonostachys rhizophaga, 741 nucleotides long. The record is from the annotation of a GenBank genome assembly. Lineage: Eukaryota; Fungi; Ascomycota; Sordariomycetes; Hypocreales; Bionectriaceae.
AUGCUCUUCCGAUCUGCCAUCGCCUUCGCCGUUCUGGCCGGCACUGCCAGCGCCGCUGCUGAGCCUCAGCCUUACCGUCCUGCUAUGAUGCCUGUUCUCGGCAUGAGCCUUGGUCGUCGUGACACUAGUGGUUAUAUUCCUGACCAAACUCAGUGUGGUGAUGGCACCACUUGCGCCGAGGCCUGUGGCCAGGGCUACACCGAAUGCGCUGCCAACGGCGAUACCAAGCACUGUUACAACCCGGAUAAGGCCCAAAAGUGCUGUGGUGAUGGCACUGGCAACUCUUGCGAGAAGGGCUUCUACUGCACCAACGACUCUGCCAACCAGACCUGGUGCUGCCCUGAUUCUAUGGAUCUCGCUCAGUGCGCCGCUGCUUAUAGCAUUUCCGGUAGCCUUCACACUCCCAAGGUCACCAGCAGCAGCGCCUCAAAGUCCUCCACCUCUACCUCAUCGGCUCCUUCGUCUUCGUCCUCUGCUGCUUCAACCACCUCAGCACCUGCCAGCAUCACCCCUACUCCUUCGCCUUCUAGCACCCCCAGCUCCAGCAAGGCUUCCACGCCUGUCUCCACUCCCGGGUCUGGUUCUAACAGCACCGCCACCAGCAAGCCAGUCGUCACUGUGAGCUCUACUGUUGUUGUUGGCCCUGGCGCCACCUCCGCCACCCCCACCGGUGGUGCUUCCAUCGCCGGGGUUGCCAUGCCCCUCCUCCUUGCUGUCGCUGGUUUUGCCGCCCUGCUCUAA